AUGGUUCCUCGGUCGUCUCAGAACAACCGGAUCCCUUUCACCCUGGAGCAUAUUUUCCUUCAACUGAAGCAGCCCAUCAACGAAACCACCUUCACUCCAAAACACGUCUCUCCGUCUAUCGACCUGCACGAUAUCCCGUUUCUCUUCACCAUUCCAGACCGAUUGAUUCCUGGGGCAUGCACGCAGAUUAAGAACGACACGCAUGCCGGCCAUUCGCAUACAGCCCUCCUGCCAUCACUAGGCGACCCGGACAUCAGCUUCGGAACAGCAUUGCCCUGUGACAUGAUGCCAAAAUCUGGCCAAGUCACAUAUAGAAUUCAUGCUUCUGCUUUGGCCUUUACAUUGUCUACCGAACGGAAAGCAAUGUCAUCGACAGCAUCAAUCCCAUUAUACGUGAUCCCAGUGGCAUACGAGGGAUCUGCGACACUUGCCGGAGCAUCCAGUCAGAUCGUACACAACAGCUCUCACAUCAAGCGUGGGAAGCUUCAUGGGACCGCAGGGAAACUAUGGAUCUCGUCAGAGAAACCUAAGCCCAUGCGCUCACCAAUGCGAGGGUCCUCCACCGAUGAAUAUGGAAGUACCUCAGUCACCGUCGAUGUCAGAUUCCACCCUGCGACGCAAAGCGACCUGCCUCCAUGUCUUGACACACUAAAGCUAAAGCUUCUGUCCUGUACGUCUCUCGCAGUUCCUGCAAGUAGACUGCACAGCGGAUUAAGCAAUGUGUGCUUCGCGCAUGAUCAGCGAUGCUUCUAUAACGAUACCACAAACCUUCCAACGAUGGACAUCAAAUCCGCACAAUGGACCAAACAUGUCUCGGAAGAUGGAUAUGAUAGCGAUGACUCAGUACACGGUGCAACAACGCAUGGCAUCUUUUUCACCGCCCAGUUAAUCGUGCCUGUCGUUCUUCCCAAGACCAAGUUGUUUGUGUCUGAUUUCCAGUCUUGUGUGAUUUCUCGCUCAUACUCCCUUGAUCUCUCUUUAAGCUACCAUAAGGCUGGGAUAAGCCUUGCUACCUCGAGGUUAUCUCUCCAAGUGCCCGUGUCAAUCCAUGAGUGCGUAAAGAGAAAUGCACUCGCCAGUGUUGAGACUGAUCGCCACGAAUUCGAAAAGCCGAUCAUCAACACUGAUCUUUGA
Molecule: messenger RNA, 1134 nt
Organism: Penicillium brevicompactum
Lineage: Eukaryota; Fungi; Ascomycota; Eurotiomycetes; Eurotiales; Aspergillaceae
Exons: 1
Coding region: 1-1134 (377 amino acids)
Source: RefSeq, a predicted model, not a curated record